Fusarium musae is the source of this 1914-nucleotide messenger RNA. RefSeq lists its product as uncharacterized. Gene Ontology annotation, molecular function: monooxygenase activity; flavin adenine dinucleotide binding. The transcript is spliced from 2 exons. The record is from RefSeq and is a predicted model, not a curated record. NCBI's taxonomy places the organism in Eukaryota, Fungi, Ascomycota, Sordariomycetes, Hypocreales, Nectriaceae. The coding region runs from base 1 to 1914 and encodes 637 amino acids.
AUGGGCGACGUUAUUCCUCAGAGCAUCCCCCGGACUUCCCGAGCCUGGGCAGUCCCCGGCUCAACAAACAUCGCCCUCGCAAAGUUCCCCUCCGCAACCAAAAAGCCCUCCUCCUCAAACCCCCAAGAAAUUGCCACAUCCCUCGUAACCGCCUUCAACACAGCCCUCAAAAACAAGGACCUCACAGCCCUCGCUCGUCUAUUCUCCGAAGACGGUUUUUGGCGCGAUCACCUUGCCCUAUCCUGGAACUUCCGCACCGUCCAAGGCCCUUCUAACAUCCUCUCCUUCCUGAAGUCCUGCUCUGAAUCAAAGGACGGUCUGCGCCUGACCAAGAUUGAGGUCGAUAGCUCAGCUCCUGUGCGAAAGCCCCAGUUUCUGCCUAUCGAUGGCGCUGGUGAAGUCCAGGGCGUACAGUUCUUUUUCGAGAUUGAGACUGUGCGCGGUAAGGGACUUGGUCUUGCGAGGUUGAUUGAGGAGAAUGGCGAGUGGAAGAUUUUCACGUUUUAUACGAGAAUUCAGGAGUUGAAGGGUUUUGAGGAGGCCAUUAAUGAUCAUCGAUCGCGUGGUGUUGAGCAUGGUGGAAAGCCUGGCCGAAAGAACUGGGCGCAGCGACGAGAGGCUGAGGCUGACUUCGCUGAUGGUAGCGAACCUGCUGUUCUGAUCGUUGGCGCUGGUCAAGCUGGUCUCACAGCCGCUGCUCGUCUCAAGAUGCUCGGCGUCGAAGCUCUAGCAAUCGACCAGAACGAUCGCGUUGGCGAUAACUGGCGCAAGCGAUACCACCAGCUCGUUCUCCAUGACCCCGUCUGGUAUGAUCACAUGCCAUAUCUCCAAUUCCCUCCCCAAUGGCCCAUCUUCACACCCAAGGACAAGCUCGCUCAAUUCUUCGAAGCUUACGCCACUCUUCUCGAGCUCAACAUCUGGAUGAAGACUUCCCUCGUUGAGACCAAGUGGGACGAUGCUAAGAAGCGAUGGGAUGUCACCGUUGAGCGCACCAAGGAUGAUGGUACCAAGGAGCGACGAACUCUGCACCCUCGUCAUCUCAUCCAGGCUACUGGUCACUCUGGCAAGAAGAACAUGCCUGACAUGAAGGGAAUUUCCGACUUCAAGGGAGAUCGUCUCUGUCACUCUUCUGAGUUCUCUGGUGCUCGUGAUAACAGCCAGGGUAAGAAGGCCAUCGUUGUUGGAUCCUGCAACUCUGGCCACGACAUCGCUCAGGAUUUCCUUGAGAAGGGCUACGACGUCACAAUGGUCCAACGCUCUAGCACCCACGUCGUGUCCUCCAAGGCCAUCACCGACAUUGGUCUCAAGGGCGUCUACUCCGAAGACGGUCCCCCCGUUGAUGACGCCGAUCUUCUCAUCCACGGCCUUCCCAUUCCCGUGUUCAAAGCCCUCUCUGUCACAACGACCAAGAAGCAAGCAGACUUCGACAAGGACAUUCUGUCCGGUCUCAACAAAGCUGGUUUCAAAACUGACGCUGGUCCCGAUGACGCCGGUCUUCUGCUCAAGUACUUCCAGCGCGGAGGCGGCUACUACAUCGACGUCGGUGCUUCUCAACUCAUCGCCGAUGGUAAAAUCAAGGUCAAGCACGGACAAGAGAUCGAGACUGUUCUGCCGCAUGGACUGAGAUUCGCGGAUGGCUCUGAGCUCGAGGCUGAUGAGAUUGUGUUUGCGACGGGAUAUCAGAACAUGAGAACGCAGACGAGGGUCAUGUUUGGGGAUGAGAUUGCGGACAAGGUGAAUGAUGUUUGGGGCUUCAAUGAUGAGGGUGAGAUGAGGACUAUUUGGCAGAAGAGUGGACAUCCUGGAUUCUGGUAUCAUGGCGGUAACUUGGCUAUGUGCCGAUACUACUCUAAGUUGCUGGCGCUGCAGAUCAAGGGAUUGGAAGAGGGUCUGUAUGGUUAUGACGAUAUUUGA